Ipomoea nil (Japanese morning glory) is the source of this 1016-nucleotide messenger RNA. Its product is annotated as tropinone reductase homolog. Bases 60 to 842 code for a protein of 260 amino acids. Gene Ontology annotation, molecular function: oxidoreductase activity. The transcript has 5 exons. Lineage: Eukaryota; Viridiplantae; Streptophyta; Magnoliopsida; Solanales; Convolvulaceae. The record is from RefSeq and is a predicted model, not a curated record.
ACCACUAUAUAAUUCCUUUAGUUUAAACCAUUUUAUACUAUAGCUUCAGGCCUUCAGCUAUGGCAUCAUGGUGUUUUAAUGGCAUGACUGCCCUUGUUACUGGUGGUGCUCGAGGUAUAGGACUUGCCAUAGUAGAGGAAUUAGCAAGCUUCGGGGCACAUGUAUAUACAUGUGCACUAGAACAAGAAGAAUUGGACGUGUGUUUGAAGAAAUGGAUUAGCAAGGGAUAUAAAGUAUCAGGAUCGGCGUGUAACCUAAUAAUACGAGAGGAGCGUGGAAAACUUAUGAAGAUUGUUAGUGAUCACUUCAAUGGAAAGCUUAACAUCCUAGUAAAUAAUGCAGGUGUGGGAAUACCGUCUAAAGAAAUGCAGCAUAUUACAGAGAAAGAUUGGUCACUUCUUAUGGGCACCAAUGUUGAGGCUUCUUUCCACAUAUCUCAAAUGGCAUACCCUUUGCUAAAAGCCUCUGGUGAUGGAAGCUUAGUGUUUAUCUCUUCCACUUUAGGAAUUGUUGCAUCACCUGGUUCUUCUCUCUAUGGACUCACUAAAGGGGCAAUAAACCAAUUAACCAGAAACUUAUCAUGCGAGUGGGCAAAAGAUAAUAUUCGCGUCAAUGCAGUGGCGCCAUGGGUUAUCGAAACCCCUCUUAUUGAUUUAGUCCGUCAAGAUCCAACGUCAAAAGAAGCAAUCAACGGUUUAAUCAAUCGUUCUGCAUUACAUCGUCCUGGCAAGCCUACUGAAGUUUCUGGGCCGGUGGCAUUUCUUUGCUCUCCGGCAGCUUCAUAUAUUACUGGUCACGUACUCUGUGUAGACGGUGGUGCUACCAUCAAUGGUUUUCCUUAAUUAAUAGGCCAGUCGUCCUCAAUAAGCAAUAAGUCAAUGCUCUUUCUUUUUUGUUUUAAAGAUUGUAAGUGCGUUGGAAUAUGUAUUGUAUGUAGAGUGGCUGCUUGUCUUGGAAUAUCCAGAGUCCAGACACAUGAGCACACAAAUAUAAUAACACCUUAUGUUGCCACAAAA